Messenger RNA from Impatiens glandulifera, 2102 nucleotides. Its product is annotated as SMR domain-containing protein At5g58720. Lineage: Eukaryota; Viridiplantae; Streptophyta; Magnoliopsida; Ericales; Balsaminaceae. The transcript is spliced from 11 exons. The record is from RefSeq and is a predicted model, not a curated record. Bases 326 to 1840 code for a protein of 504 amino acids.
CUCUCAUCUAACGACUUUAUUUUGCCUUUCCAAUUAGGGUUCGGAAAAAGGAUAUCAUCAAUCAAUCGAUCACCUUCAUUCAACAAAUACCAAUUCCUCUGGAGUCAACAUCUACAGAACCCUAAUUUGGAUAGAGACCAACAUCUUCCAGAUUAGGGUAAGUACGUACACACAUCAGCUCUUACAACCACUUAUAUAUAAUCGAGAUCUCUUCUUCCCUUUUCUCUAUAUGUUGUUGAUCAUCUUGCGCCGUUAAUACCUGCACGUACGUAUAUACAUACAUACAUACUCUUCUAGUGUUCUGUUUCUGUUUGUAAAUUUUGUUAUGAAGCAAUCCAAAAAGAAGCAGAGAUCGCGAGCAACAAAGCAACACAAUGGGAAAUCUGUUGCGCCGAUGCUUCCCAAACAGAAGGAAGAAGAAGAACAAAGGAAGGAUAUUACAACUAGUUUGAAUGUGCAAUUCUCGUCUAUUUCCGUUGGGGAGAGAAAAGAGGGGUUUCCUGAAAAGGAUUUAGCAGCAGUUGCUGACGAUCAGGCGUCAACUUGUUCUAGUUCCAACGGAAGUAGUAGUUGUAGUAGUGGUGGUGGUGGUGGUGGUAAUAGAACGUUUUUAGUAUCAUCUCAGAUUUUGAGCUCUCAUGGGAGGAGUAAAAAGAAGGUUAUUGCUUCUACUGGUACUGUUUCCUCCGUUCUCGGAAAGCAGUAUAUUGCGACGUCGAAUUUCAGGACGGAUGAUUCGUUAAAGUCGAGAUGGAGCAAGAGUGCAGGCUCAAGUAAAGAGGAACGUGAACAAUUUUUGUGCUCUAUGCUGGGGAACGACUCUGAUUUAAACAUGGGUGUGGUUAGAGACGUCUUAUGUCAAUGUGGUUAUGAUCUGGAUGAGGCUUUAAAUGUUCUUCUCGAGUUGUCUACUUCAUCCAAUGACCUGUCAGAAUGUGAUGGCUCUCAAGAUUUAACCACAAACACUGACGAUGACAGUCAUUUCCAUCUGGAAGGCGGUGAUCAUCUACAUGAUAUGGCAUCUGACUCAACUUCUCAUUCAUCGGAAAAUGAAAAUCAAGAUAAUGUUUGGUUUUGGGGAAAACCUAGGAGGAAUUACUCUGAGGUUCUCACUGAUGCUAAAUCCGUGUAUCCAGUUCAACACAAAAUUACUGAUGCAGACCUCCCAAAGAUGGUGUUGGAAUCUUUGUUUUGUAUGCCUAAGAGUUCUGAACACGAACCCAGUGCCAUGAACUGGAAGGAUGUAGUAAGGAAGAUGGAGUCUCUUGGGCAAAAGGUUGCAUCUGAUCCUGCUGAUUCUGCACGGAAACAACAGAACAAUUCUGGAACUGUUGUAAAAGGAGAUGACUAUCACAUGUUUAGAGAGUCUGCCAAGGAACAGUGGGAUGCAAUGAAAUCUUGCUAUCAAAAGGCUGCAACAGCUUUUUCAAAUGGCGAUCGACAAUACGCGGCUCAUCUUUCUGAUCAGGGAAGGUUGCACAACAAAAUGGCUAAGAAAGCAGACAAAAUGGCGGGUCAGCAGAUAUUUGACUCUAGAAAUAAGAGAAAUGAAAAUGUUAUAACCAUUGAUCUGCAUGGGCAACAUGUGAAAAAUGCAAUGCGAAUGUUAAAAGUUCAUCUACUAUUUGGAGCAUAUGUACGAUCUGUCCAAACAUUCCGGGUGAUCACUGGAUGUGGAAACCACGGUGUUGGCAAGGCGAAGCUAAAACAAUCUGUUAUUAAUUUAGUGAAGAGAGAAGGGAUCGAGUGGCGCGAAGAAAACCAGGGUACAGUGAUAAUUAGGCUUAAUGGGCAAAGAGAGUUUGGGUUUAUGGAGACGGAGAGCGACGAAGAUGAAUGAUCUGAUUGAUAUAUAUAUGAAGACUAGGCUAAUUGUCUUUUGGUAUAUUUUAGUGGUUGAAAAUGCUAUUGUUGUUGUUGUUGUACAUGAUGAUUCUUUGUUAUUUGUUAGAUUUUUAUUUUAAUCAUGGGGUGGUCAGAUGUUAUCCAUCCAUUUAUUAUUAAUUAUGAACAAUCCUUAGUUGCUGGUCAAGUAAUAACUAUUACUUUAACAAGGUAAUGUAUAUUAUUACUUAUAUUUAACCAACAACUUAUUAUUAUUA